This is a messenger RNA of Lodderomyces theae, 291 nucleotides long. RefSeq lists its product as uncharacterized. The coding region runs from base 1 to 291 and encodes 96 amino acids. Gene Ontology annotation, cellular component: MICOS complex; mitochondrion; mitochondrial inner membrane. NCBI's taxonomy places the organism in Eukaryota, Fungi, Ascomycota, Pichiomycetes, Serinales, Debaryomycetaceae. The transcript has a single exon. The record is from RefSeq and is a predicted model, not a curated record.
AUGUCAAGCACAACUGCAUCUUCAACUACACCUACGGCAUCUGCUCCAGCCUCCCAAAUUAUACCAACUUCAUCACAAAACUUACUCAAUGACAAAUGGGAUGUAGUAUUGUCCAACGCAUUAAUCAAAACAGGAUUGGGUUUUGGCGGUGGUGUAUUGGCAUCUAUAUUAUUCUUCAAAAGAAGACAGUUUCCAGUAUGGUUGGGUAUCGGAUUCGGAUUGGGAAGAGGGUACUCUGAAGGCGAUGCUAUAUUCCGGUCAAACCACGGGUUGAGGACUGUAAAAGCUUGA